This is a messenger RNA of Scutellospora calospora, 554 nucleotides long. The record is from the annotation of a GenBank genome assembly. NCBI's taxonomy places the organism in Eukaryota, Fungi, Glomeromycota, Glomeromycetes, Diversisporales, Gigasporaceae.
AAAAAUGUGGUGAACUUUCUUGUAUUCUAUUUGAACUGAUUAAUUUGAAUACUAUGUCAACUAGUAAUGUAGUUCAGCCAUAUCAAGACUUUGCUUAUAGUUAUGCGCCAACUAGUUUGAAGCAGCUAAGAUCAUCGUAUGCUAUUGACCUAGUAUUAAUCUAUAAUCGAGAUUAUACUCCAUCUAAUACCUUAAUUCAAUCCAACUUUUCUAAUACUUAUCUAUCAAGUGAAAGCACAAAUAGAUUUCAAGCUUCAAUAUUAUUUCAUAAUGCAAACACUAAUUCAAAUCAAAUUAAUAACUCUGAACAUAAAUCCAUGAUGUCUAGAAAUCUUAUUAGACCAGAACAACAACAUAGAAGUUCAUCGCAAUUAUCUACUAUGUCAUUAGAUGAUAUAUUGGAUUUAUAUUCUUCAGCAAGUUAUGAUCUAACUAAUCGAAGUCAAGAAUCUUUAUAUCAACAAAAUUCUCAUAGUAAAUAUAAAGAAAAAAUUUCAAACCCAAAUUCACAAUUUCAUACCUCAAAUUUACCACAUGAUAUAGCUACUCAGUAA